Aspergillus japonicus CBS 114.51 is the source of this 941-nucleotide messenger RNA. RefSeq lists its product as uncharacterized. The record is from RefSeq and is a predicted model, not a curated record. The coding region runs from base 90 to 941 and encodes 283 amino acids. The transcript has 2 exons. NCBI's taxonomy places the organism in Eukaryota, Fungi, Ascomycota, Eurotiomycetes, Eurotiales, Aspergillaceae.
CUCCACCAACAACCAAACACCACAUCCCCUCCCAAUGCAAUAACCCACACCCCCACAUCCACCUCCAAUUCCCCCAAAUCCCCAGCGAAAUGUCCCUCUUCACCAAAACCAUCCACAUCACCGCGCACCCGGCGCCGCGCACCCUCUCCGACAGCAAACUCAUCCUCUCCGCGCUGCAGAAAUUCGGCGAAGUCGUCACCUUCCGCAAUUUGAGGUACGACGUAACAAGCCCCCCAACCACCACCACCACCACAACAACAACCACCCGCCCACAAUCCCACAACAUAAUCGCCAUCUACGAAUCCGCCGCUGCCGCGACGGCCGCCUGCGCCGCGUCCCCGCUGUCAAUCCCUCUCACCCCGGACGCCCAGGCCCAGCUCCAGCAAUCGCAGUCACAGUCACAGUCACAGUUACAGUUACAACCACAAGCACAGAUCACGCAACCCCCGCCCCCGAAACAAAAACAAUACUACACGCCCCUUCCCCUCCCGCCGCAACACGCCUCCCUAGACGCAGCAGCAGCAGCAGCAGCAGCAGCAGCAGCAGCAGCAGCACCGCACAACCGCUCCGCCCUCGACCCAACGCCAUCCGACGAAGACCCCCCCACAACGAUGAUAAGCUGCACGCUCACGGCCUCGCGCACCAACCACGCCGCCGCCAUCCGACGGAACCCCUGGUACGCCGGGUUCGAGGUCGAGCGGACGAGUCACCCGCGCAUGUUUGCGGAUCUGCUGCACGCGGGCAUCCCCCUCCGGGAGUUGGCGGAUGGGCCGGCGGGGCGGCGGAAGGUGGCCGGGGUGCCGCAUGGGCGGCGGCAGAGGGUGGAGGCGGAGACGGGGCGGUGGGGGGCGGGGAGCUUGAUGGGGUUGUUUCGGGGGGAGCUUCGUGGUGAUAAUAAUGGUGGUGAGGUAGGGGAGAGGAGGAAGGGGGAGGAGGAGUAG